Messenger RNA from Aureobasidium namibiae CBS 147.97, 603 nucleotides. RefSeq lists its product as uncharacterized. The record is from RefSeq and is a predicted model, not a curated record. Gene Ontology annotation, biological process: late endosome to vacuole transport via multivesicular body sorting pathway; vesicle budding from membrane. The transcript has 3 exons. The annotation marks the transcript as partial. Gene Ontology annotation, cellular component: ESCRT III complex; multivesicular body. Lineage: Eukaryota; Fungi; Ascomycota; Dothideomycetes; Dothideales; Saccotheciaceae.
AUGGGUAACUCAUCGAGUACGCCCAAGAUAUCCGCCCAGGAUAGGGCCAUCCUUGACAUGAAGAACCAGCGCGAUAAGCUGCACCAGUACCAGAAGCGCAUCACCAUCAUCACCAACCGAGAGAAAGAGAUAGCCAAGGAGUGCUUGCGGAACGGCGACAAAAGACGCGCUCUGCUCGCCCUCAGGAAGAAGAAGUACCAGGAGUCAUUACUCGUCAAAACAGAUCAGCAAUUGGCUCAGCUCGAGACCCUUACGAGCGACGUCGAAUUCGCCCUCGUCCAGAAAGAUGUCGUCUUUGGCUUGCAGCAAGGCACAAAGGUGCUGAAAGAGAUACACAAGGAGAUGGGCGGCUUGGAACGCGUUGAGCUCAUCCUGGGCGAGAACGAAGAGGCCCAGGCGUACCAGAACGAGAUCAACGAGAUGCUUGGAACAAGAAUGACCAACCAAGAGGAGGACGAAGUCGAGGAUGAGCUCGAGGCUCUAGCAGCCGAAGCGAACAGACUGAGGAUGCCGAGCACCGUACAAGAGGGAGUCAUCGCGCCCAUGCCCAACGUGCCUGUAGACGCACCCAAAGAAACGGCAAAGGAAAGAGCGGCGAGGCGA